GCUCUCUCAACCGAUACCACAACAGCCACCCCCUCCGCGAGCGGGCUCGGAAGCUGUCGCAAGGCAUCCUCAUCAUCCGGUAAGGCCCCAGCAUCACCUGAGGACCCCACCUGCAUGUCACCCUGCAUCAGUCUCAAGGAGAAUUCAGCCUCUCCUGAUCAGCCCGAUGCUGUGGGGUUGUAACAAAAAAUAAAUAAUAAAGCAGAAAGGCUCUGUAUCAGUCAGCUCCUGCUGCGUAACAAAACAGUCAGCAUUGAUUUUUGUUCACAUGUUUGCAGCUCAGCUGGAUGGCUCUACUGGGCUUUGGAAGGGCUGGGUUGGGCUGAUGUGGGCUGGGCUCUCUCCUGGCUCAGGGUUGGCUGGCUGGGGACUGGCUGUUCUAGCUGGGCCUUGACCUAGACUGCUGGGCUCUGCUCCAUGUUGUGGCUCAUCCUCCAGCAAGCCAGCCUGGACUUGCUCACACAGCGCCCCAUCAGGGCUCCAGAAGAGACCCAGAACUGGCACACUGUCUCUUCUGUCUCAUCAGUUGCCCAAAGUAGUUCGUGAUUCCAGGGUGGGGCAACUGACUCCACCUCUUGAAGGAAAGUGCCACAGAGUCAUAGUGCAAGGGUCAUGGAUAUGCAGAGGAUGAAGGAUCAAAGUCAUUGGUGCAGUCAAGCCAGGACAGAAAAUGGCCCUUCCCACCAGGUUCUCCUCUUGUGUCUGGCCAGCAUUCCAGGUCGGGUCGUCUGUGGCAGGAAACAGAAGCCAGCUUGUGUCACCCCAGAAGGGCGAGCCCCUUACUGUUCCUUCUCUGCCCAUCUCUCCUUCCUGGUGGACUCUAUCUUCCAUCUCCAGGGUCUACCUUGGGUCUGAGCAGAAGAUCCAAUGACAAGAGGUGGGAAUAUCUGUAGAAAAGGAAUCAAGAUGGUGAGUUCCAGCAGGGGCCUCAGAGGCCACAGGGCUGAAGGACACCACAAAACUCCCACCACAUCUCCAUACUCCAGAGCCAACCAAACUCGCCCACCUCGGCCCUGCCCACACCUCCUCUGUUCACUUGUCAGCUGAGCCCUCAUCUCAUCUGUACAACGUCUUUAACUCGACUCAUUAUUUAUGACUUAAUGGUUUUAUUUUAAAAGGAAAGCAAUAUCACUAGUGUCCACAGAAAAACAAAAUCACAUAUCAUAAGAACCAUGAAAAAGAAGUACAGCAACAACACAACUUUACUUAACUCUAAUCGGACACUGCUGCCCAGUGACAGCUCCCUGUGGCCUCCUUCCUCCUCUGCCCUCAAGUUUGUUUAGCCAAUGUGGCGAGGUAUGAAAGACACAGCAGCACCCAAAGGAGCUUCUCACCUGGACUCUGUCAUUCGGCUGAUUCGAGAUGCCGUACAACAUCUGGUGCGACGGCUGUAAGAACCACAUCGGCAUGGGUGUUCGUUACAACGCAGAGAAGAAGAAGGUUGGCAAUUACUACACAACCCCAAUCUACAGGUUCCGGAUGAAAUGCCACCUCUGCGUCAACUACAUCGAGAUGCAGACAGACCCCGCCAACUGUGACUAUGUGAUCGUGAGUGGUGCCCAGCGCAAGGAGGAGCGCUGGGACAUGGUGGAGAACGAGCAGGUGCUGACCACAGAGCAUGAGAAGAAGCAGAAGCUGGAGACAGAUGCCAUGUUCCGCCUGGAGCACGGCGAGGCUGACCGGAGCACACUCAAGAAGGCACUGCCUACCCUGAGCCACAUCCAAGAGGCCCAGAACGCCUGGAAGGACGACUUCGCCCUCAACAGCAUGCUGCGGAGACAGUUCCGGGAAAAGAAAAAAGCCAUCCAGGAAGAGGAGGAGAGAGAUCAGGCGCUGCAGGCUAAGGCCAGCCUGGCCAUCCCGCUGGUGCCGGAGACAGAGGAUGACCGCAGACUGGCCGCCCUGCUCAGGUUCCACACCCUGGACUCAUAUGAAGACAAGCAAAAGCUGAAGCGGACGGAGAUCAUCAGCCGCUCCUGGUUCCCCUCCACCCCAGGACCCAGCACCAGCAGUGGCAGCAAGGCCGGCAGCGUCCUGAAGAAGUUAGUCCAGAGCCGCAGAGCCACCCCCGCCAGUUCCCCUGUCACAGUAGGGGACCUGGGCAUUGUGCGUCGGCCAUCCCGAGAAGUCCCUGAGAGCCCCCAGCUUGCGGCUGAGACCCCAAAGUCUGGGGAGCCACAGGUGCCAGAAAGGUCUGCUCAGGAGAGGCCCGCAGACUGCCCUGAGGAGACAACCUGGACCCCCAAUACCAGUGGGCCUCGUGGGCAGAAGGGGAACUGUCAGGAAAAGUCCCUGUCCCCACCAGGCUCCUCCCAGGAGACAGCUGACCCUCCGGACACGCCGCACCCCUGCAGCCUCGGCUCCUCCCUCGUGGCUGACUACUCCGACUCGGAGAGUGAGUGAGCGGUUCCGGGGACUGGACCCACUGCUGAGGCCGGGACACACCCAGGAAGCCCCUCACAGUCUGCAGACCUCACUCACCCACCAGCCCUUGGAGAGCUCAGAUGCCGCCCCCUCCCCAGACCUCGACUUCCUGCAACAAUGGAGUUGUUAUUUAUUUGGUUCUGGUUAGGGUGUUUGUGCCUUGUGGGACCCCUGACAACCAGACAUUAAAGGCCUGUAUCUUUGCCUGUGA
This is a messenger RNA of Galeopterus variegatus (Sunda flying lemur), 2635 nucleotides long. RefSeq names its product coiled-coil domain containing 130 (gene YJU2B). Gene Ontology annotation, cellular component: U2-type spliceosomal complex; post-mRNA release spliceosomal complex. The record is from RefSeq and is a predicted model, not a curated record. The transcript has 7 exons. The coding region runs from base 1363 to 2403 and encodes 346 amino acids. NCBI's taxonomy places the organism in Eukaryota, Metazoa, Chordata, Mammalia, Dermoptera, Cynocephalidae. Gene Ontology annotation, biological process: mRNA splicing, via spliceosome.